Messenger RNA from Anopheles coustani, 4655 nucleotides. RefSeq names its product ribosomal protein S6 kinase beta-2 (gene S6k). The transcript is spliced from 12 exons. NCBI's taxonomy places the organism in Eukaryota, Metazoa, Arthropoda, Insecta, Diptera, Culicidae. Gene Ontology annotation, biological process: protein phosphorylation. The record is from RefSeq and is a predicted model, not a curated record. The coding region runs from base 772 to 2520 and encodes 582 amino acids. Gene Ontology annotation, molecular function: ATP binding; protein serine/threonine kinase activity.
AACACGACUGUUGUGGAAGGAUUCUGUUCUGCGAAACUCCAUUUUGCAAAAACAAGACCUUCAUUUAUGGCGUACUACGCUACUUUUGCGUGUCGAUAGCAAAAUAAUCCAGUAAAUAAUCAUCGUGGCAGUCCUUCAGAGUUCAGCGAAGCCGUAGUGAAACAAAGAAUAAAGCAAAACAAUCGUGAGACAGGUGUCUGGGGAAAGAGGCGUCGGUGAUUGCGCCUUUUAAGGCGUUAUUCUUCCUCCAGCAAUCCUGUGCAUUAAAUCCAUCGUAUAAAACUACCUCGCAGUGAAAAAUUUCAAGUCUUUGGCCCAGUAACGGGAAACGAGUGGUACGAAGCAGAAAAGGCAACAGCCCUGUGUAAAACCUCUCCAAAGUGCAAAAGGUAGCCCGUGAAAUUUAUUCACUCGCCAACUGUGACAACGCAUUUCCAGUGUAAGAAAAAGAAAACAACAACCAGCCGUAAACAAGUGGCGGUGUGCGAAGAAGCGAAGGAAAACGGCGAGGGUGAGGUGAAAAAAUAACCCAAACAAAACAAACUGCACUGCGACGACGCACGUCCUUUCGCAGCGCGGUCCUGAAGGCGUGUGUGCGUGUUUUGAGUGUUUGCACGGGCAAUAAUAGUAGUAACAGUAGUGUCGUAGUAGCGGCCGGCCGUAGUAACGGUGCAGUGUACAGUUAUCCCGAGUAGGCGCCGGAGACGCGAGAAGGAUUCUUUUGUCCGCAGCUGGCGUCGGUCGCCACCAUUGUUGCACAACAUUACCACGAUGGCCGGUGUUUUCGACCUGGAGCUGCCCGAGGGGGAUAACGUUCGCGAUUCAGACGACGACAUUAUCGAGAUCGAGGAUGUCGACCUGGAACCGGAACUAUACAUCAACAAAAAUCUAGAAACCGAGGGUUCGGAAACGAUACCACUGUCGGAGGACAUCAUAAAUCCGGGCGGCCGGAUAAAGCUCGGACCGCAGGACUUUGAGCUGAAGAAAGUAUUAGGCAAGGGUGGAUACGGCAAAGUCUUCCAAGUCAGAAAAACCACUGGUGCUGAUGCAAAUUCAUACUUCGCAAUGAAGGUUUUAAAGAAAGCUUCGAUAGUUAGAAAUCAAAAAGACACCGCCCACACACGCGCGGAGCGGAAUAUAUUAGAAGCGGUUAGGCAUCCAUUUAUAGUAGAACUAGUAUACGCCUUCCAGACCGGCGGCAAGCUGUAUUUAAUCCUAGAAUAUUUGAGUGGCGGCGAGCUGUUCAUGCAUUUAGAGCGUGAGGGAAUAUUCCUGGAGGACACGGCGUGCUUUUACCUAUGUGAAAUUAUUCUCGCCCUGGAGCAUCUGCACAAUCUGGGCAUCAUCUAUCGCGAUCUGAAGCCGGAGAAUGUGCUGCUCGAUGCGCAGGGUCACGUGAAGCUGACCGAUUUCGGGCUCUGCAAGGAACACAUCCAGGAGGGCAUCGUGACGCACACGUUCUGCGGUACGAUCGAGUACAUGGCUCCGGAAAUUCUGAUGCGUAGUGGACACGGUAAGGCCGUGGAUUGGUGGUCCCUCGGUGCCCUCAUGUACGACAUGCUGACGGGAAUGCCACCGUUCUGUGCGGACAAUCGAAAGAAAACGGUCGAUGCCAUCCUGAAGGAUAAGCUCAACAUCCCCGGCUACCUGACGCCGGACUCGCGCGAUCUAAUCCGACGGCUGAUGAAGCGGCAGGUCUCGCAGCGUCUCGGCAGCGGACCGACCGAUGGGCAGGCCGUCCGGGCGCAUCCAUUCUUCAAGAACGUCAACUGGGAGGAUGUGGUGGCGAGACGAUUGGAACCACCGAUCAAACCAGUGCUGGCCAGCGAGGACGAUGUGUCACAGUUUGACACCAAAUUCACCAAGGAGAUUCCGGUCGAUUCGCCCGACGAGACAACGCUGAGUGAGAGUGCCAACCUAAUCUUCCAGGGUUUCACAUACGUCGCUCCGUCGGUGCUAGAAGAGAUGCAGACACGCGUGACGACGCCACGAUCACCUCGCCGGAUGCCACGCCACCAUCACCACCACGGUCACCAUCUGCAUCACCACAACCACCAUCUUGGCGGCAGUUCUACCUCGUCCGGCCCAAACAGCCUCAGCAGUGGUGGCCGCAUGAUGCCCGGCGGUGCGGCAGGCGGGUCGGGAAUGGAAAAUGGCAACAUACCGCCCCACCAUCUGCUGCACCAUCCGCACAAUCACCACCCCCAUCAGCAGCACCAUCCACAGAAUCCACUUUCACACCAUCAUCCGGGCCAAGGGGUCCAACCUCAUCCAGCGCAACCGCAAACCAGUGCCACCCCGGCCGGGAUGCGGGCGUUUGGUGCCGCGUCGCAUCAUCCGGGCCAAGGGGUCCAACCUCAUCCAGCGCAACCGCAAACCAGUGCCAACCCGGCCGGGAUGCGGGCGUUUGGUGCCGCUUCCAUUGCGCGGCGAACGCCACCGCAUUUGCAACCGUUCGCACCGAGACCGUCGCCCCAGGACGAAAUGAUGGACGUAUAUCCGGAAAUGUCCAUUUCUUAGCCAAUGUUGGUGGACUAUAGCAGUUUUAGAAAAUUUGUCACCUAAGCAGCGCAUGUUUGUCGCAUGCUCUACCCAGCGGUGCAUGGAACCAGGAAAAUGAAAACCUUCAAACUAAUUAAACCGUAGUCUAGCGUAAACAAAACAAUAUAUAAGCAAGGCAAGGCAGAGAUCGAACUAUGAGAACGAGUGGAGGUAUCAAGAAAAAAAAUAGAAUAACGAAUUACACCCCCCCAUCACCGUCGCCGGCUUUACGCCCAAAUUGCUUUCCCGCCGUCACCGACAUCGUCCCCUCGGUGCCCCCAAUGAUCAGGCCAUCGCAAUCGUAACAACAUCGUUUGAGAAUCAGGAACAAGGAUCGUGUUAUUGAAUUGUGUUUUUUUUCUACAUCAGCUUCUUCACUAUUUUAUACAUUUUACAAAUUACUGGCAAGAAACCGUAGGUUGUUUUAUAACAAUUUCUUUUCAUGUAAACUGUUCGGCCUGUGCAAAAAUGUAUAGAUUUUAGUUGUAUAAUAGCGUACCUAAUUGAAAGGAAUGGAAUAAUUGUGAGCUAAAAAACAUUUUUGGAAGAAAAGAAACUGCGCACAGAGGUAACGAUGGAAUAGGAACCGUUUUCCGUUUGCGUUCUUGUUUGGGAAGACUUUUUUUAUCGAUUAGAUUUUUUGUUUUUCUAUACGAAUACGUUUGGGAUGGAUAUACAUAUUUUCGAUGUUUUGAUGUGAAACUUUUAUUAUUAGUCUUUUUUAUAUUUUGUAAAUUUGCCCACCAUUUCGACAGCACGGGGUUCAGGGAUACUGCUCAUCAUGUUUAUUGUAAAUGUGCGCGAUUUCAUAACGCUAGACGCCGCUAGCAAUAAAAAACAUUGAAAAAUUUGCACACUUUUGAAAACAUUCAAACACCACAGUUAUGUGUCUUUAGCUAUUGAUUAAAUUGCUUCAGGGAAUGGCUCAAGUAGGGGAUAAACAUGAAAACUAUUAGAAACUUAAUGGUUUAUUCUAUCCUGAAUUUGAGGUAACAAGUAAAACAAUCAGGUAUUACAUUCUUUCGCUGGUAAAAUAUAAAAAAAAUGGACAUGUUUAUCAGCUCCUGCUGAUUGUAGCUGGGGAAUAACUUUUUUCUCAAUAAAUAGUCCACCCGUUGGCAAAAUCUGCCACCGGAAAUAAAUUGGAUAGCAAAGAAGAGAAAUGUUCCUCCAAGCGCGGGCAGUAAAAUAAAUGGACCGAAACAGUGUUCAUUGAUUGCCACUAAAGUUAGGCUCGGAGAAUCCUCGCUAGAUAAAAGAAGUAUAAAUAUAUAUGUGCACGAGGUGCGUACUAUCCCUCCAAGCAAGAAAUCACAAAUAACACAAAAUCAAUCUUAUGGAGAGCUAAAGAAAAUGCCAACUUUAAAAUCAACAAGUGAAGACGAGUUACUCUAAAAUGAACACUAACUUACACAAUAAGACAAAAAAACUAUACUGUGAAAUCAUGUUUAUAUUUUUUUGUAAAACUAUUAGAAUAUAAAUGUGUAUACUUCAUUACCAGCUCACGACCGUUACUUUAUAUGUUUUGGGAGAAAUUUCGUUCUUCCCAAUUGUCCCUUAAGCUCCACGUUGCGUUAUUUUGAAUGGGAAGGUAAAUACGCGCAUCAAGAAUGUGCGAAGUUAUUUCCAAUCAUCAUGCAGUUUAAUUUAGAUUUCCAUGCCAUGCUAGACAAUUGCUUCACUUAGGAGACAGAAAGUCUUGUCGUGGAACUUACACUUGCCUGAGUGGUAGAUUACCCCGUGUAUAGAGAUUUUACCUGCAAAAACUGAGCGACUUCACUGCAAAGGCAACAGGAAAACGCGUAAGCAAGCAAACAAACACACAACAAGCAAACCAAAAAACCAAACUGUUAACGAAAACUACCAUUUGCAAUAGUCUGAAAAAUAGUGAAAGAUACAAUGUGACUAACGGAACACUUGUGGAAAGAGGGGCGCAACGGAUAUCCCUAGGCGCUAGCGAGCAUAUAAAAUAAAUCGAAGCAUUAAAAAGAUAAUAGCGAAUUGGGUCUUGCGUGGACCGAAUGUUAUAAAGAUAUAAAAAGGUAAAAUAAAAAACUAAAUACAGUGUAGUGUAAAGACGAAACCAAAAUGACUGAUUUUUAUCGGAAAAAGAA